Molecule: messenger RNA, 2560 nt
Organism: Beta vulgaris subsp. vulgaris (sugar beet)
Lineage: Eukaryota; Viridiplantae; Streptophyta; Magnoliopsida; Caryophyllales; Amaranthaceae
Product: alpha-L-arabinofuranosidase 1
Exons: 17
Coding region: 309-2321 (670 amino acids)
Biological process (GO): L-arabinose metabolic process
Molecular function (GO): alpha-L-arabinofuranosidase activity
Source: RefSeq, a predicted model, not a curated record
AUAUUGAUGAUUAAAAUGGCAUAGGCUGAAAUAUUCUUCCGUGAAAGCAAAGACAGACUUAUCUACUAUCAUCAUAUCUUCAUAUUUUCCGGUGUAACACUACACUCAUUGAAUUUGAAGUGGCCCCAACUGAUAGAUUCAAUUUCACUAUACCUCUUUUUCUAUAUAAAUUGUCAUCUUUUCUUCCAAUUUUUUCCAUAAUUUUGUCUUCUUUAUCAAACAAUUAAAGAAGUGCUUUGAAGAUUGGUCCAUUUCACAGAUUGUGCAAUUUUAGAAGAUUUGAAGAAGAUUAAUGUGUUGAGGCAACAAUGGGUGGAUAUUGUUUCUUGCUCUUCCUAGUAUUUGGAGCAUGCACUUUGUACAAUUCUUAUGGUAUUGGAAAGUUCAAACAGAAUGUGACAGCAACACUGUCACUGGAUGCUUCUGCUGCCGGCCGGCCGAUUCCUGAUACAUUGUUUGGGAUAUUUUUUGAGGAGAUCAAUCAUGCUGGAUCUGGUGGACUUUGGGCAGAACUAGUAAGCAACAGAGGUUUUGAAGCUGGAGGUCAUCACACCCCAUCGAACAUCAAACCUUGGUCAACUAUUGGAGAUGAAUCAAGCAUUAUCGUAUCUACUGACCUUUCAUCAUGCUUUGAGCGGAACAAAGUGGCACUUCGAAUAGAUGUUUUAUGUGACAAUGAUGGUGCCAACAGUUGUCCUAGUGGUGGUGUAGGAGUCUAUAACCCUGGAUUUUGGGGGAUGAAUAUUGAACAAGGGAAGACUUAUAAAGUAGUCUUCUAUGUUCGAUCCAUGGAAUCAAUUGAUAUUGCUGUGUCAUUGACUAGCUCAAAUGGAGGGCAAGUGCUGGCCACCAGCAAUGUGAUUGCUGAUGCGGCUAAAAUUGCUAAUUGGACAAAAAUGGAGGUUAUGCUGGAAGCCAAAAGUUCAAAUUCAAAUUCAAGGCUUCAGUUAACAACCACCAAAAAGGGAGUACUUUGGAUUGAUCAAGUAUCAGCAAUGCCAACUGAUACCUAUAAGGGACAUGGAUUCCGCAAGGACCUCUUUGAUAAGCUUGUUGCUUUGGAACCAAGAUUCCUCAGAUUCCCAGGUGGUUGCUUUGUUGAAGGCGAAUGGCUAAGAAAUGCUUUUCGAUGGAAAGAAACUGUUGGUCCAUGGGAGGACAGGCCAGGACACUUUGGAGAUGUUUGGAUGUACUGGACUGAUGAUGGACUUGGUUACUUUGAAUUUCUUCAAUUGGCUGAAGAUCUCAAGGCAGCUCCAGUAUGGGUAAUUAACAAUGGAAUUGGCCACCAAGAUCAAGUUGAAACAUCGGCAAUUGCUCCUUUUGUGCAAGAGAUGCUUGACAGUAUAGAAUUUGCUAGAGGUGAUCCUUCUUCUAAGUGGGGUUCCCUUCGAGCUGCGAUGGGGCGUUCAGAACCUUUUGAGCUCAAAUAUAUUGCUAUUGGUAAUGAAGAUUGUGGGAAACCGUACUAUCGAGGUAAUUACCUCAAGUUUUAUGCUGCCCUGAGAAAAGCCUAUCCAGAUAUCCAAGUUAUCUCAAAUUGUGAUGGCUCAAACUCUCCAUUAGAUCAUCCAGCUGAUAUGUAUGAUUUUCAUAUAUACACAUCUGCAAAUGAUAUGUUUGCUAAGAGUCGUAAGUUUGACAAUACACGACGCAAUGGGCCAAAGGCUUUUGUGAGUGAAUAUGCCGUGACUGGAAAAGAUGCUGGUACAGGAAGCCUUCUUGCUGCAUUGGCUGAAGCCGCAUUUCUUAUUGGAUUAGAGAAAAAUAGUGAUGUUAUUGAAAUGGCGAGCUAUGCUCCGCUUUUCGUGAACACCAAUGACAGACGAUGGAACCCCGAUGCAAUUGUUUACGAUUCCUCACGUGUCUAUGGUACGCCUAGCUACUGGAUGCAACUAUUUUUUGCAAAAUCCAGUGGGGCAGCUUAUCUUGAAACCACGCUUGAAUCCAGUUCCUCAUCACUUGUUGCAUCUGCAAUUAGUUGGAAGAAUGGAACAGACGACACGAAGUACAUAACUAUUAAGAUUGUGAAUUUUGCAAAUAAUUACGUGAACCUCAAGCUCUCCAUUAGAUUCAAUGAUAAUUCUUUAAAGCUAGCUGGGGCAAUGAAGACCACGCUGACCUCUGCUAAUGUAAUGGAUGAGAAUUCAUUUCAAAGUCCUAACAAGGUGAUUCCAUCUUCAUCUCAAUUCAAAUUAAAUGGUAAGGACACAAAUGUCUUGCUCCAGCCAUAUUCUUUCACAGCAUUUGAUGUUGUACAAGAAACAACAAGUCACAUUUUAAUCAAGGAUGCAGAUUCUGGCCUAAAAUAUUCUUUCUGAGUUAAUUCAUACACAGCAGACACAUUCGAAUACGAAUACGGGCUUUUAUACACUAGUGAUCUUUGUUAUUCAGCAAAUAGCCUGGAUCUUUUACCUUAAUACUAGGGUUUGAUCCAAUUCUUAACAAGUCCAAACAUUUAUUAUCAGCUGUUCAGAAAUUUUAUUUACGGUGCAAUGAUUGUAUAUAGAUGACAUUCUCAUCAAUAAUAAAUAGAAGAAAAAGAUUGAUAUGUUCAUGA